Caenorhabditis elegans is the source of this 1668-nucleotide messenger RNA. RefSeq names its product Regulator of hypoxia-inducible factor 1 (gene rhy-1). The transcript has 4 exons. The coding region runs from base 7 to 1515 and encodes 502 amino acids. NCBI's taxonomy places the organism in Eukaryota, Metazoa, Nematoda, Chromadorea, Rhabditida, Rhabditidae. Gene Ontology annotation, molecular function: acyltransferase activity, transferring groups other than amino-acyl groups. The record is from RefSeq and is marked reviewed. Gene Ontology annotation, cellular component: endoplasmic reticulum membrane.
ACAUAUAUGUCAUCAUCGCCACACACUCACACUCUAAUAAUCAUGGAACGACUCAGCGAAGUGCGAUUGUACUCAUCACCAAUGACAUCAGUACUCAACUCAAAUCUAUCUUCUUGCUUAACAAAUGCAUUUAUUCCUGAUACUGUACGAAUGGCCAGUAGUCCACUUUUGGCAUGGAUGACACUUGUCGUCAUCGGAACACUUGCUCCAGUAAGCGUCUUUUCCUGCUUGAGCCUCAAGCGAUCAGUCAAAGAAUUGCUCACUGAAAGAUCCUCGAAACUCGAUGUAUUGGAUAUCUUCCGAUUCGUUGCAAUCCUUUGGGUUAUGCUUAACCAUACUGGAAGUGAAGGAAGAAUUGAUAUUUUGGAUCGACUACCAUCUGCUGAUGCAUUCAAAAGUGCAAUGCAUGAUCAUCCAAUUUUUGGAGCUCUCAUGGGAAACUCUGCUCUUGGAGUUGAAAUUUUCCUUGUACUUUCUGGACUUUUGGCAGCUAGAUCGUGGCUUCGUAAAGCCGAUGAGCCAUUUUUCCAACAUUGGAAAUCAUUUAUUGCUCGUAGACUACUCCGCUUGGCUCCAUCCAUGUUCAUUUUUGUCUACAUCGCUGCUGGUCCAAUCAUGAAUGCUCUUCUCCCACGAUACUCCUCUUCAAUGGUCUCCGCUUGUGGUUUUUGGGGUAUUCUUUCCCAUGUAACAUUCACUUCUAAUUGGCAAUCCACACCAACUUGCAUGGGAUAUCUUUGGUAUUUGGGACUCGACAUGCAACUUUACAUGGUUGCUCCAAUCUUCUUGAAUCUUCUUCACAAGUUUCCAAAACGUGGAAUGGCUCUCACUAUUACCACUAUAAUUGCCUCUAUGGUCAUCCGUGCGGGUUACUGUACCGCCUAUGGAACUUGCAACCAAAGUGAUGUCGAUAUUCCAUUCAUUUCAUAUCCAGGGCAAGACGCAGAGACAUUGAAGAGUAUUUAUGCUGGACUUUGGGACAUGUACUCAAGACCAUAUACCAAGUGUGGUCCAUUCCUUAUCGGUCUUCUUCUCGGAUACAUCACAGUUUCCAGCAAAUACAUCAUGGUUUCGACUACAUCCAAGACACUCUUCCGUUCCAGUCUCAUUGUCGCAAUCGCCACAAUCUACGCAAUUCUCCCAGAAUAUUGGAACCCAAAUGCUGGAAAUACUCUCUAUAAUACAGUUUACACGGCAGUAUUCCGAUCUGUAUUCGCUAUGGCUAUUUCUGGAAUGAUUGCUGCUCUGUAUUUCAGACAAGAAUACCGUCCAACAAAUCCGAUCUUCGCCAUGCUUGCCAAGCUCACCUACAACGCGUAUCUCCUUCAUAUGCCAGUUGUCUAUAUUUUCAAUUGGCUCCCAUUCCUUCAAGCUGCCACUUCACCAAUUCAUCUUCUACUAGUUCUUCCAUUUGUUGCAAUUCUAUCAUUCAUUGCUGCUCUCAUCUUUUAUCUUUUCAUUGAGGCCCCAAUUGGGCAUUUGACAUCUCAAUAUGCCACACGACUGGGCCUGUAGAUUUAAUUGUGAUAUGAUCUUUUCGAUUAAGCUUUAGGAUAUGUUUUCUUUUGCCACCCACGUGUAAUUGUAUUUAUGUAUAUUGUUUAUGUUUCUGGUGCGAUUAUUUUGAAAUUACGGGUAACGAUAAGCACAAUAAAUAAUUAAUAAUUU